Messenger RNA from Pangasianodon hypophthalmus (striped catfish), 3661 nucleotides. It is a transcript of the gene tnn, whose product is annotated as tenascin N. The record is from RefSeq and is a predicted model, not a curated record. NCBI's taxonomy places the organism in Eukaryota, Metazoa, Chordata, Actinopteri, Siluriformes, Pangasiidae. The coding region runs from base 246 to 3026 and encodes 926 amino acids. Gene Ontology annotation, molecular function: protein binding. The transcript is spliced from 15 exons.
UCUCCCUCUGUGAUCCCUGAGCUAUAGAGAGAGGAACGCCCAGGGUGCCUAUUGGCUCAAGGCUGCUCAUUUAAACUGUGUGAGGGUUUUUUGGAGCUGGAGGACUACAACACUGCUCAGGAGGGCCAAGUCAGAGCUUCUCGACAGGUGCUCACUGCAAGGCACCUUGAGUAACAGUAAGAGAUUCUUGAACUCAGGCAGACUGAGGAGGGACAUUCAGAAUCAGAGAAAUAACUACAGCGGCCAUGCUUCCCAGGCUAAAUUGGCUUUGGUUGCUCCUGUUUGGGAUGCUGGGUGUAGUCUCACUUGUUACACAGGCAGAAGAGUCUGAGAAAGCAGUCACAUUUAGCCAUGUGUACAGGAUUGACUCUGGUUGUAAGCAGGACCAGCAGGCAGUUUUGCCUUCCCAGGACCAAGCAUCAGAAGGUCAGGUCAUGACGGUGGAUGGGGAGAAAGACAUUAUUUUCAAGCACAACAUUAAGUUUCCAUCAUCUAGCUGCAAUUGCGCUGAUUCAGAGGAAUUCAAAUCCCUGCUGUACCGUGUCAAUGGUUUGGAGGAGGAGGUUACCUACCUGAAGUCCCAGUGUGCUCAGGGCUGCUGCAGAGGAAGCUCAGGUGGAGACACAAGCUGUAAUGGCCAUGGUGUAUACCAGCACAACACUUGCAGCUGCAAAUGUGAUGCAGGCUGGGAGGGUCCAGACUGCUCCGUCUCCACCUGUCCGGAUAAUUGUAAUGAUAAUGGCUACUGUGUAGAUGGACGAUGCAUUUGCCACACUGGUUACAUGGGCCACGACUGUGGCCUGCUCACAUGUCCUGAUGACUGCAAUGACAAGGGCCACUGCGUGGAUGGCAAGUGUGUGUGCUUUGAGGGCUUCUCUGGAGACACCUGCAGCAUGCAGAAAUGCCCAAGUGACUGCAAAGAGAAUGGCCGCUGCAUCGAUGGACAGUGUCUCUGCGACGAGGGCUUUUUCGGAAAUGACUGCUCUAUGGUACUGGGUCUAAAAGACCUUCGUGUGAUCAGGGUGACUGAUGUGUCCCUGCUGGUGGAGUGGGAACAUGUAAAUAAAGCCGAGUACUACAUGCUCUCCUACUAUCCUUAUGGAAAUGAGGGAACCAUUCAGGAGAUCCGUGUUCCCAACACUGAAAAUUCCUACUUGAUCACAGGCCUCAAACCUGGAGUUACCUAUAUCGUGCAAGUACAGGCUGUCAUCAAGGGUAUCAGCAGUGAACCAGACCGCAUCACAGCCACAACAGAUUUGUCUGGUGUAGAAGGUGUUCGUGUGCUUGGACAGACAGAGGACUCUAUCCAGGUGGACUGGCAGAAUCCAGAAACAGAGGUGGAUUACUUUAAACUACGUCAUGCCAGUCCAGAUGGCCAAGAGGAGCUGGAAAACGUAGCCAGGAGCCAGGAGGCUAGGACUGUGCACACCAUUAUAGGUCUUAACCCAGGCACUGAGUACCAAAUAACAGUGCAGGCCAUCAAAGGAAGCAAUGAGGGCAAACCAUCCCAUGCCACAGGAGUCACAGACGUUGAUUCCCCGAACAACCUGGUCACUAGGAACGUAACCGAGACCACAGUGUCUGUGAUGUGGGAGAAGGUCCGUGCUGAGAUUGAUGGCUACAUACUGACCUAUAGCUCUGCUGAAGGCUCCAGCCAGGAGAUCCAUGUGGGAGCAGAUGCCACUUCCUACCAGCUCACAUCACUGAAACCUGGGGUGCUGUACACCAUCUUUGUCUGGGCCUACAAGGGUUCCCGUUUGAGCAAGAAGAGCUCUACUGAGGCUGUGACGGAACUAGAUGCACCUACUAAUCUCUUGGUCCAAGAAGUGACGGAGGACUCAGCGAUGGUGUCAUGGGACAGAGUCCAAGCAGAAAUAGAUGGCUACAUACUGAGCUACAGCUCUGCUGAUGGCUCCAGUGAUGAGGUGCGAGUGGAAGCAGACAGCACCUCCUACCAGUUCACUGGUCUGAGGCCAGGAGUUGUAUAUACAGUCUACGUCUGGGCCAUCAAGGGCUCUCGCUCCAGCAGGAAAGCUACAACACAAACUGAGACAGAAAUUGAUGCUCCAAAGAAUCUGAAAGCUAUUGAUGUUAAGACGGAUUCUGCAGAUCUAACCUGGAAACCUCCUCAGGCUCACAUUGAUGGCUACAUUCUUAGUUACAGGCCUGAUGACAGUAGUAUGCAGACUGUUGAGAAGAACUUUGUUGCAGGAGAUACCAGAUUUAGCGUCUCUGGUCUGGCCACAGGGAAGAAGUAUAUUGUCACUCUGAUUGCCUAUAGAGGCUCAAAGAGGAGUAAAGUGGUGGAGACCAUAUUUGUCACUGUAGGAGCAGCUUAUCCCUUCCCUAUGGACUGCAUACAGAUCAUGAAGAAUGGAAACAUGGAGAGUGGAGUUUACAAUAUCUACGUGGCCAGUGACCGCAAUAAGCCAAUGCAGGUGUAUUGCGACAUGACCACAGAUGGUGGUGGCUGGAUUGUCUUUCAGAGACGCAACACCGGCAAGCUAGACUUCAUGAAGCGAUGGAGACAAUAUAUCCAAGGCUUUGGGGACCUGACUGAUGAAUUCUGGCUUGGCCUGGAGAACAUCCAUGCACUGACCAACACAAGCACAAAUUAUGAAGUGCGCUUCGAUCUGGGCCUCGGAAGCGAGCGUGCUUACGCUGUCUAUGAUGACUUCAAAGUAGGAUCAGCUAAGCAGAAAUUUAAGCUCACUAUUGGCAAUUACAGAGGAAACGCAGGUGAUGCUAUGUCCUACCACCAGGGCAGACCUUUCACUACUAUAGAUUCGGACAAUGACAUUGCCCUGGGUAACUGCGCUUUCACACACCAUGGUGCCUGGUGGUACAAAAAUUGCCACUUAGCCAACUUAAAUGGCAAAUUUGAGGACAACAGACACAGCAUGGGGGUGAACUGGGAGCCAUGGAAGGGCCACCGCUUGUCCCUGGACUAUACAGAGAUUAAGAUCCGCCCAGUGAACACAGCUAGCCGAAAGAAGAGAUCACUCAAGAGAAAAGCAGCUGCCUAAUGAUCAGUAAACUGCAAAGUGAAAUGACACAAAGAAAGUAGAAAUUGUGAUUAAUCAAAAUAUCAUAUAUUAUCUCAUUAAAAAAAUAUAUGGGUGACAACUGGCCUUUACAGAUUACAGAUAUUGAUACAGACAUAAUUACAGAUAUUGUACAACUGUAUUGCUUUAUCUUAGAAUAAUGUCAAAAGGUCAAAUGAAAAAAAAAAAAUCAAUAUUUUAUUAUAUUUGUCCGAUGUAGCAACUUGUACAGUGUAAGAUUAUGGGAUUAUUCCCUAAACAGCUGUGGUAUAGUUGGCCAAUUUUCAAACUGUUAAGUGAUUUCAUAUAGUCCCAAUGAUUCAUUCAUAAUACAAGGGGCAUAUAAACUGUAAAUUAGCUAUAUAAUUAAAAUUCACACAUUAUAAGUUCAUUUUAUCACCAUUUCCUCAUUUUACAAUUAUUACAGUGUUCAGUAUGGAAUGAUGUCUUAUAGAUUUGAGGGGUUUUACCCCCCCCCCCCCCUUUUUUUCAUUUUAAUAGUAUCUACUGCAAUUAUUACUUUUACAUUUUAGACCUAAAUGCUGUAUAGUAUGUAUUAGGCUUGUAAUGUUAACAGUUUGGAUAUGUACUGUAGGACAGUACUAUAAAGUGAUCUC